This is a messenger RNA of Cicer arietinum (chickpea), 1467 nucleotides long. RefSeq lists its product as uncharacterized. Lineage: Eukaryota; Viridiplantae; Streptophyta; Magnoliopsida; Fabales; Fabaceae. The record is from RefSeq and is a predicted model, not a curated record.
AAGCUGUGAAAAAAAGGAAGGCGAAACGAUAAAGAAUAAGGAUAACAUGAAUGGAGUAAUAGGAUCCACCCAAUCAAUUCAUUUUUAUGAUUGUAGAAAGGAAGCAUUGAAAUGGAAAUUGAAAAGCUUGAGAUGUUUGAAGUUGGACCAUGCAAAGAUUCAUACGAAUUGGGUCUAUUAAUAGGGCAAAGGUUCUCCCAACGGAUUAAAAAAAGAGUUGCUUCAGACCUUAUCCUUCAAAAUCAGCUACGUCCUUUUGCUCAAACCCCUCUUUCAGAAUCACUUCUCAAAUCACUUUUUUAUAAUAAUCAAACCAAAUUCCCAAGCUAUUGGGAUGAACUCUUGGGGACUGCUCAAGGAAGUGGUGUGCCUCUUCUUGAUAUUUUACUUAUUAACUUCAAGAAGGAGAUUCUUCCAUUUGUUCCAAAAGAAGGAGUUAAAAGUAUAGAAGAUGAUUCCUCUAAUGAGUGUUCGGAUGUUCUUCUUGUUGCUGAAUCUAUGGCUCUUGCAGCACACAAUGAGGAUGCAAAUGUUGUCCUUCUUGGCCACACCUAUUUAAUCAAAGCAAUAUUGCCAAAUGGACAAUUCUUCGUUGGUUAUACAUAUGCUGGGGAGCUUCCAAGCUCUGCAUUUGCAUUCAAUAGCAAUGGAUUGGCAUUCACUUUGAAUUCAGUACCACCUGCUGAAGAUGAAAUUUUACCUGGUGGAAUCGGGCGCAACUUCAUUUCUCGAGACAUUCUUGAAGCUACAGGCAUUGACGACGCUAUAAAUAGGAUCCGUUCGUCAGAAGUUUCGGUCGGGCAUUCUUAUAACCUGAUUGAAACAAGUACGCGUAGGAUUAUUAAUGUUGAAACUGCAUCCAAGAAGCGGAUUUCGAUUUAUGAGGUUCGAGAAACACCUUUCUUCCAUGCAAACAUGUACUGUCACCUACAGAUUAAUCAGGUACAAGAUGAGAGUUCAAUCAGCAGGCAUAAAAGAGCAACUAUCUUGACAAAAACAACAAAAGAGGAUUUUCUGUCACUUUUAGGAGAUGCAGAUGACAAAAAAAAUCCCAUCUACAUGACAGGUCCAUCACUUCAUACCCUAUGUACAGCUGUUAUCGAUCUAGACGAACAAACGCUAUCAAUUAUCGAAGGCAAUCCGAAAAAAGCAGAUGUUUCAAUUGUUUUCUCUAUCUCCCCAAAGAAGUUGAUCAAUGGUAGACAUGAUCAUCACUCUAUAGUAGCCUAGUGAGAUUAGAAAUUUCAAAAUCUAUUCAUUGACAUUGAAAUUCUUCUAUGCAUACUUCAUGUUGUUUUUGUUCCACAUGUUCAAAAUUUUCAACGCGUCAAUCUCCAAAUUACAUUCUCUUUGUCCUCGUUUAUCUACAUUUUUCUACUAUCUUUUAAUUUUGAAGUAUGUAUUAGUUCUUUUUUUCACUUAUUUACAAUUUAAUGUUUUUGUAUUACAUUCCUCUUCAUAUGACUA